AGAGCGCAUUGGCGAGGAGCGUCCCGACCGGGAGUUCAGUGCGCUUAGUGCAAGUUGGACUUCCACAGUGUCCAGGUCCCCGGGCGGCUUGAUCAUGUUCGCCGACGAAGAAAGAGGAGAAGUGAAAUAGGAAAACAAAACAAAUAAAACAAAAAGCAAAGUGGGACUUGUGAUUGUGAGAGCAUGCAGCCGACUGGGAUCCAGUGACUGGAAAAGGGCCAGUGCAGUGCGCUCCUCGGAUACAUGGUCGACCGGAGGACCCGCGACUUUGGUGUGUGACGACUUGCGCCGGAGGAACCGACUCGUGCCCGCCUGUGAUGGAGAGACUCGUGCUGCUGACAUGGCUCCUCGCGUGUUCGCUGCCGCGGCCGUCGGCGACGCAGAACCCCGCGCCCGCAGGAGUGCUGAACUGCUGCGAGGGGGAUGUCCUGUUCUUGGUGGAUUCCUCGGGGAGCGUGUCGUCCUACGAGCACUCCCGCAUGCUCGCCUUCCUGUCUGAGCUCCUCCUCCCCUUCUCGCUGGGGGAGGACCAGGUGAGGGUGGGGCUUCUGCAGGUGGGCACCGAGCCACGCCUCGAGUUCGGCUUUGACACCUUCAGCUCGCAAAGCGGCCUCCAGGGGGCUUUGAGGAACAUCAAACCCCUCAGGGGGGACACCAACACAGUGGAGGCGCUGAGGAUGGCGAAGGAGGGGGCGCUGAGACCCGGGACAGCGGACGGGGCCCGGGCGGGGCUCCCCAGGGUGCUGGUGUGGCUGACGGAUGGGAUCAAACCGGGGGAAGUGCUUGGACCAAUGGCACGGCUGCGGGAGGAGGGCGUGGCUGUGCUGGUGGUCUCCACGGGACACGGCAACUAUCAAGUGCUGAGGCAGGUGGUGAGCCCGCCUGUGGAGAGCCACCUGUACUUUGUGGACAUUGACGAUAUGAGCAUCAUCACGGAGGACCUGCGGGAUGCCGUCAUUGAGAUUAUCCGAGCCGAACGGAUGCACGUCCGCGACGUGUCCACCAACUCCGCCACGCUCCAGUGGCGACCCGUUCUCUCCGGCCUGACGGGCUACUACGAGAUCCGCUUCGCCCCGGUUCUGACGGGGGGCACGGGAAGUGGCGGAACCGGGACCAGCCCGAGCACCGGCGGCAGUCACUACCAGAGAAUCACUCAGUCCGCCGACGCCAGCACCGCCAGACUCACGGGCCUGAAGGCCGACACCACCUACACUGCCACGCUGACCCCGGAGUCCAACGACCAAGCAUUCAACACACUCUCUGUCACCUUCACAACAAAUCCAGAGGUGCUGAGCCCAUCCGUGGUGACCAUCUCUGAGUCGGGACAAUCCAGCGUGCGGGUGAGUUGGGGGCCCCUUCAGCCGGAGGCAGUCACGAGCUACUACAUCGAGUACUCGGCGCUGCCUCGGGGCAGGCUGCACGCCGUCACCGUGGGCAGAACCCACAACUCCACUCUCCUCAGGGACCUCCAGCCGGACACCACCUACUUGGUCACCGUUAGCGCCCGGCACGCCUCGGGCAAGGAGAAAGCCAUGUCCGUCAAAGUGUGCACUCAGGAAGUGACUCCAGCGCUGGCAGACCUCCAGCUGACCGCAGUGGGCAGUGACUCGGUGCAGGUCGACUGGAAGGGCAGCGUGGCCGGUGGCGUGCGGGGCUACUGGCUCACCUGGGAGGGACAGCGCAGCUCGGAGCCCGGCCAGCGCUCCUCCCUCUAUUUGCCGCCCGACUCUUUGUCCACGCGCCUCACCCACGUCCCACCAUCGGCCCGGGUGUGCGUGUCACCCAUUUACCGGAUGGCCCGCGGGGAGGGACUGUGUUGCACGGCACAGUUUCAUUCAAACGCGUUGGCGUAUGGCUACCAAUCAUAGCAUCCCUGAACUGCAAGUGCACCUUACCAAACAUGGAGAGCUGAUGGCGAGAAGAAUGCUGACUUUCAUCCACGAUUCUGUCUUCCACGCCUCUCCCCCUCUGCGUACAUCAUCCAGGAGCGGUGUGUGUGGUUUGGCUUGCUGAACACUCACCGGUGUGGAAGCCAUAGACACGUAAGAGCGGUCUGUGGACUAUGUUGACUGCUACAAUCUGCAACACAGAGGACUUGGUUUUUACCUUUCUAUUUUUCUCAUCUGGUUUACACCUGUUGUCGAUGUAUAACGCUUCACUGUAAAGAUGCGAGCUGAAAGUAAAGAUGUGUCUUUGGUCUGUUUUUGCAAAUACAGAGCAGGGCAUGCUGGGACGGUUGGAUAUCUUAUGUGGUUUGUUUUUGGAGAAGGGCUUUGCUCCAUAUGUUGGGCCUCACGCCCCAGUCAGCAUUUUUCUUUCCCAAGUCCUUCCAAACGCAAAGAGAACAUCUGAUUCACAUUUAGAAUAAAUACUCAUGACUUGUACUUCAAUGACUUCUCUUUUUAAGCGCAUGCUUGAAAAUAUUGGAUACUUGUGUGUGUGUGUGUGCACAGUGGAGUGCAACGAGGGAAUAUUAAAAUGCGGUCCCUAAACGCAAGGAUCUUCGGGAUUGCUUUCAACAUUCAACAAAAAUUACGAACAGACCAGCCACAUGCCCUGAAACUACGGAAAUGCUGCAAAUAAUACAGAUGUGUGUAACUUAGACUCGUCUUGUACCGGUCUGUGGACAUAGAUCCACCAUAUUCAUAUUUAUUAAUCCAGAAUUGUGUAAGUAUGAUAAUUAAUAGCGCACAGUAUUUACAGACAUGCUGUUUACAUUUUAAGACUGUUACCUUUUUUUUUUUUAAGCAAGUCUUUGCUGCCCUCUACUGAAAGGCUCCUUACAGGCUCACAGCUGAUCUUUCACUGUUACCCUCCCAGAGCAAAAAUAUAUUGUGUUUAUGUCUGUUGACCACUAUUGAAUUUUAACAAGAGCUUGCAAUAAAGUCCUUUAAUAAUUUUGUUUAUA
Messenger RNA from Scophthalmus maximus (turbot), 2908 nucleotides. It is a transcript of the gene vwa1, whose product is annotated as von Willebrand factor A domain containing 1. Lineage: Eukaryota; Metazoa; Chordata; Actinopteri; Pleuronectiformes; Scophthalmidae. The coding region runs from base 318 to 1868 and encodes 516 amino acids. The record is from RefSeq and is a predicted model, not a curated record. The transcript has 6 exons. Gene Ontology annotation, molecular function: protein binding.